CUGAUUAGCAGGGUUUAGGAUGACGUACUGCAACUUUGUGGCUUGAUCACUCUGCUGCUCGCCUGGCUACCUCCUUUUGCAGGAAAAGGAUCCACCUGGAAUAGCUGUGUAGCCCGCUAUCCUGUCAUUUUGGGGGGAUUUUAUGUGAAUAUUUGUUUUAUCAUUUUUGGUGGCAGACUCCUCUGUCCACCCAGCACUAUGGACUUUCCUGAUUUGAGGUUGGUCAGAAUGGAUAUGAAGAGGGGAACCCUUGCCAAAACACAUUCUACAGCUCCUUUCUGGAACGGAUUACAAUUUUCCGACUGAAACUCUCCACGGGAACAUUGUUACUUAAAGGUCAACUGAGGUCUUAACUGUUACUGAAGAAAUAACAUUGAAAAUACUCGUUUUUACUAUUUUGUAUAUUCAAAUUUGUAUAUAUUUUUUUUAACCAAGUUUUGAUUUCAGGAAUAGUGUACACUCUGAGGUAAGCAUGGUGUUGAUGAAGGUAAAGUUUGACUUGCCGAAGCGGGUGAAGCUUGCCCAGGGCCUGUGGCUCAUGUACUGGCUAGCCGUGAUGACCGGCAUUCUGGUCUUCAGUCUGGGGCUGUUCUUUAAGAUCGAGCUCCGGAAGAGGAGUGAGAUGAUGGACAACAACGAGAGCCAUUUUGUGCCCAACCUGUUGAUUCUAGUUGGCCUGGCUGCUUGCGGGGUAAACGUUUUCGGCGGCAAGGUGUGCCACGACUCUCUGGAUGCUUUGAAGUUCGCCAAGUGGAAGCCCAUGGUCAAGGGCUACCUGAUGGGCUGCUUCGCUUUCAACAUCCUCCUGUUCUUCACAGCUCUGCUGUGCUUCUGCAUGCAGUUCCAGUUGUACUUUUCCCUGGCUGAGGGUCUGAAGAAUGGGAUCAAAUACUACAAGGAUACGGACACACCUGGGCGCUGCUUCAUGAAGAGGACGCUGGACAUGACCCAGAUCGAGUUCCGCUGCUGUGGCAACAACAACUAUAGGGAUUGGUUUGAGGUCCAGUGGAUCAGCAACCGCUAUCUGGACUUCAGCAACGAUGAGGUCAAAGACCGUGUCCUGAGCAACGUGGAGGGGAAGUUCCUGAUGGAGAGUGUGCCGUUCAGCUGCUGCAACCCCGGCUCCCCCAGACCCUGCAUCCAGCACCAACUGACCAACAACUCAGCCCACUAUGACUACGACCACCACACCGAGGAGCUCAACAUCUGGACCCGGGGCUGCCGCGAGUCCCUGGUCGCCUACUACGGAGGCAUGAUGAACAGCAUCGGGGGCCUGAUGCUACUGUACAUCAUACUGGAGGCAGGAGUGAUGGUGGGCUUACAGUACCUGACCACUUCUCUGGAGACUAUGGCCGACCCAGAGAACCCGGAGAGUGAGAGCGAGGGCUGGCUUCUGGAGAAGAGUGUGAAGGAGACGGUGGCAGACGUCAUAGCAAAGAUCAAGGGCCUGGUCGGUGCAGGGAACCAUGUGGGGGAGGUUGAGGAGGGGGUGGCUACUGUGAGUUGAAAGGGUCUCACCCAAAGGGACUAUCGACGGGAGCUCAAAGAGAACUGGAAGGAGAGACAUCUUUCUCUGUGAAACAACACAUACUCAAACACACACACACAGACACAUCAAUGCACA
Molecule: messenger RNA, 1624 nt
Organism: Oncorhynchus nerka (sockeye salmon)
Lineage: Eukaryota; Metazoa; Chordata; Actinopteri; Salmoniformes; Salmonidae
Gene: prph2b
Product: peripherin 2b (retinal degeneration, slow)
Exons: 3
Coding region: 473-1507 (344 amino acids)
Biological process (GO): visual perception
Cellular component (GO): plasma membrane
Source: RefSeq, a predicted model, not a curated record